Messenger RNA from Dictyostelium discoideum AX4, 4530 nucleotides. RefSeq names its product DNA polymerase alpha catalytic subunit (gene polA1). The transcript has 3 exons. The coding region runs from base 1 to 4530 and encodes 1509 amino acids. Lineage: Eukaryota; Evosea; Eumycetozoa; Dictyosteliales; Dictyosteliaceae. The record is from RefSeq and is a predicted model, not a curated record.
AUGAAUAGACCAAAAAGAGAAAAGAAAUCAAUUACAGAUGUUUCAACAUUAAAAUCAUUAGAACAAAUAAAGAGAGCAAGAGAUGGUGAGAAAAGAACAGAUCAAUUACAAGAAGAGGAUGAUGAAAGAAAGAGAUUAGAACAAUUGAAAGAACAAGAAACUGAAUUCGAUAAAGAAGAGAGAAAAAGAAAGAAUAGAGAUUUCAUUGAAGGUGAUAGUGGUUAUCGUGAAACAAGUGAUAACGAAGAUGAAGAUGAGGACGAAGAUGAUGAUGGCGAUAAUAGUGAUGAUGAUUAUAGUUUAGAUGAGGAUGAUGAAGAUGGUGGUGGUGAUGGUGAAAACAAUGAUAGUGAUCAAGAAGAAGCAAUUGAAGUUGGCCGUAAAAAAAAAAGACAAGUUAAAAAGAAAUCAAAGAAAGAUGAAAAUGGUGAACCAAAAGUUAAAACACCAAGAGUUAAAAAAACAAAAGAAAAAAAGAAUGAAAUCGUUCCUGAAAAAAAUCGUAUAAUUCAAUUUAUUAAUAAUCCAACUGAAUCAAAAUCAACUUCAAAUAAUGAAUCUUUCUUUUUUGAUAAAUUAAAAAAAUCAAAUUCGAAUACAUUAAAUUCAACCAAUUCAACAUUAAAUAGUAAUGAAUUAAGUAGUGGUGGAACAAUGUCAUCAUUGGAUAUUGAAUCAAUGCUUAAUGAUUUACAAAGUGCACCAGAUUCAGAAUUAGAUUUAGAAAAAUUAAAAGAAAAACAAUUAGAAUUAGAAAAGAAAUUAGAGAAAGAAGCAUUAUUAAAUAAACCAACCAUUUCAACUGAAACUAUUAUAACUGAGGGUGUUGAAUUAGAUGAUAAUUAUGAAUUUGAUUUCGAUUUUAAUAAUCCAAUUACAACUAAUAAUAAUAAUAAUAAUAAUACAAAAACAACAACCACAACAACAACUACAACAAUAACAAAUAAAAAUUUAAAUAAAGUUAAUAGUAUGAGUUUACCAACUAGACCACAAGCACAACAAUUUAUAUCACCAAAACAAACGAAUCAAGAAGAUUGGUGGAGUAAAACUGGUGUUGAUAGUGUUGUUUUGGUAAAGAAAUUAGAAGAGAUUAUGCCAAAGAAUAGUGAUCUUUUAAAGAUGAAUAUGGAUGGAUCGUUGGAUUUCUUUUUAUUGACAACUGAAGAGGAUAAGCAAGGUAGAAUCAUUCUAUUUGGUAAAGUUAAAUUACAAGCUUCUAAAUCAAAUAAACCAGGUGGUGGUGGUGGCGCAACUAAACAAACUUCAAUCACUGAUGAACCAGUUACAAAAGUACCACUUAAAUAUGCCUCAUGUUGUAUUAUCAUUGAAAAGAUGGAGAGAAAUGUAUUCUUUUUACCAAGAGAUUAUAAAUUGGAUCAGGAUGGUGAAUCCACUACAAUUCAAGUCACCGAUACAAUGAUUGAGGCAGAAUUGAAACAAUUGGUUGACAGAUCAAAAAUUAAAGAUUACAAAUUGAAAAAGGUAAAGAGAACAAGUGCAUUCGAUUAUUCUGUACCCCACAAGAACGGUCCGGUAGGUGAACAACAUUAUGUUUGGAAAUUAAGUUACCCAUCCAAUCAGAUGGUUUUCCCAAAUGAUAUCAAAGGUUCAACUUUUAGAUGCGCCUAUGGCAUAACAUCAUCACCUGUCGAGCUUUUCUUGAUAAAGAGAAAGAUUAUGGGUCCAACUUGGUUAACAGUGUCAGGUAUCACAUUGAAUUUCGAUCAAAAGAAAUCAUUCGCUCGUUAUGAAGCCACUGUUAAAUCCUUUAAAUCCAUUAAACCAAGUAUGUACAAAAAUGAACCAUCACCACCAUUGACCGUAAUGAGUAUCAGUACCAAAUCAGUUAUGAAAGGCUCCUCACAUGAGGUUGUAAUGAUUAGUUCAGUGAUUCAUGAAUCAAUAUCAGCCGAUGGUCCAACAGAGAAUCAAGAUUCUAUCAAGUAUAUCACUGCCAUUCGUCCAUUGACAGGUCAAGUUUUCCCACCAGAUUUUCAAAAACCAGGUGCUUCAACUACUAAACAAAAUGUUACCAUUUGUACCUCUGAAAGAAAUCUAUUAUCAUUCUUUUGUGAAACCGUUUUAAAUGCUGAUCCAGAUGUUUUCGCAGGUCAUAAUAUCAUUGGCUAUGAUAUUGAGGUCAUUUUAGAUAGAUUAGAGAAAUUAAAAGUUAUGGAAUGGGCAUUCAUUGGUCGUCUUAAAAGAUCAAGUUUCGAUAGAUUCAAUCAUAUCUCUGGUCGUUUAAUUUGUGAUUCCUAUUUGGUUUGUAAAGAAUUUUUACCAAAAGAAAAGAAUUAUUCAUUAGUUGAAUUAUCAAAAAAUCAAUUAUCAAUUAAUAAACCUGAAAUUAAUUAUUUAUCAAUUGAACCAUAUUUUGAAACAACUAAAAAAUUAAAUAUUUUUAUUGAAAUUAAUGAAAAUGAUUGUUAUAUUAUAUUUUUAUUAAUUUUCAAAUUAUUAGUAUUCCCGUUAACAAAACAAUUAACAAAUUUAGCAGGUAAUCAAUGGGAUAAAUCAUUAAAAUCAAAUAGAGCAGAAAGAAUUGAAUAUUUAUUAUUACAUAAUUUCCAUGAAAAGAAAUAUUUAUUACCAGAUAAAAUUUAUCAAAAAUCAAGUAGUAGUGGUGGUGGUGGUGGUGCUAAAGAUAAAGAUAAUCAUGCAGCAUAUAGUGGUGGUUUAGUACUUGAUCCAAAAAUUGAUUUCUAUGAUCGUUAUGUUGUAUUAUUAGAUUUCAAUUCAUUGUAUCCAUCAAUUAUUCAAGAGUAUAAUGUUUGUUUUACAACUAUUAAUCGUGUUAAAAGAGAUGAUGGUAAAUGGGAAGAAGCAAUGCCACCACCAUCUUCCAUUGAAAAAGGUAUACUUCCAAAGGUAUUACAUGGUUUGGUUUCAAAGAGAAGAGAAAUUAAAAAGAGAAUGGAGCAAGAAAAGAAUAAAAUAAUAAAAGCACAAUAUGAUAUUCAACAACAAGCCGUUAAGUUAAUUGCAAAUUCAAUGUAUGGUUGCUUAGGUUUCUCUCAUAGUAGAUUCUAUGCAUUACCAUUGGCAGAGUUGGUCACUAGAAAGGGUAGAGAAAAUCUUCAAAAGGGUGCUUCCAUCGUUAAUAAAAUGUGCUAUGAUGUAAUCUAUGGUGAUACUGAUUCCCUUAUGAUCUACACUGGUGUCGGUACUUUCAAUGAAGCUGAAACCAUUGGUAAAGAAAUUCAAAAGAAAAUCAAUGACCAAUAUCGUGGUAGUGUAAUGGAAAUUGGUUUAGAUGGUAUUUUCAAACGUUUAUUAUUAUUUAAAAAGAAGAAAUAUGCUUGUUUGAAGGAAUUCCGUAUCGAUUCAACCACUACCAAAUGUGAGAGAGAAAAUAAAGGUAUCGAUAUUGUUCGUAGAGAUUAUUGUGACCUCACUAAGGAUAUAGGUCAAUGGGUUUUAAAUUUGAUUUUAGGUGGUGAAGAAAAGAUUGCACUCUUCUCUUUAAUUAAGGAAUAUUUAGAGAGUGUUCAACAACAAAUUAAAGAUAACACACUUGCUGUGGAAAAAUUCAUUAUCACUAAGACCCUCUCAAAACAGCCAGAGGAGUAUAAUGAUGCCGAUAUUCAACCACAUGUUCAAGUUGCACUUCAAAUGAGGGCUAAAGGUUUACAUGUCCAACCAGGUGAGCAAGUACCUUACAUUAUCACACAUGGCAAUUCAUCAUCAGAUAUUAAAGAGGAAUGGCAUCAUAGAGCAAGAGCUCCUUCAGAUGUUGAAUCAAUUCAAGAUGUUGAUAUCGAUUGGUACCUUUCUCAACAGAUUUUACCAUCCAUUCAACGUAAUACCGGUCCAAUCGGUAUGGAACCACAUGAAUUGGCUCAAUGGUUAGGUAUGACUGGUACAAAAUAUCAAAAACAAUUUGACCAUUUACAACAACAAUCUAAUCAAGAUUUUAAACCACGUUAUACUUUAUCCACUGAAGAUCUUCGUUAUAAACAAUGUAAAUCCUUUAAUUUCGAAUGCCCAUAUUGUGGUCAAAAUAAUGAAUUCACUGGAAUUGUAAAGAUUGAUUCAGAGGGUAAAAGUGAAUCUGGCUUCGAUUGCAACCAAUGUCAUGCUAAAAUCCCAUUAAAGAAAUUAGCUAAUCAAUUACAAUUAAACAUUAGAACUUAUUUGAAGCAAUAUAAUGAUUGGGAUUUACGAUGCACCGAAUGUGAAAAAGUCUCUAAAAACUAUAAAGAAACCUCUUAUCGUUGCGCUAGACCUCAAUGUCGUGGUAAAAUGAUUCAAAUUAUGACAAGUUCAAAAUUGUUUAAUCAAAUUAGUUUCUUUUCAAAACUAUUUAGAAAUGAUCUUUCAAACUCUGAUAAUACCACUACAAUCAUUCCAAAUGAAGAUCAAAAUACUCUUAAACAAGCAAAACAAAUAAUUGAUUCUUUUCUCUCUAAAUUUGAUCAAUAUAAUGUAAAUUUAAAUUCACUCUUAACUCCUUCACAAACUUUAGAUAGUUUUAAUAAUUAUUUAGCUUCUUCUCGAGCUAGUAUUCAAUAUCCAAUACUUAAUAAAUAA